Molecule: messenger RNA, 3245 nt
Organism: Vollenhovia emeryi
Lineage: Eukaryota; Metazoa; Arthropoda; Insecta; Hymenoptera; Formicidae
Gene: Gat-1B
Product: sodium- and chloride-dependent GABA transporter 1-like
Exons: 14
Coding region: 989-2953 (654 amino acids)
Biological process (GO): sodium ion transmembrane transport
Cellular component (GO): membrane
Source: RefSeq, a predicted model, not a curated record
AAAUAAACUGAGAAAUUUGUCGUCGUGAAGAUUAAUUAGUUGUGACAUUAAGACUUUGUACACAGGUUUCGAUAUUAUCUGCGAGAAAAAAAAUACUCGCUUAUUUACUAUUCGUAAAAGCAUCGUCGUACAUUCCAAACGUUUCGCAAAGGCCAGUAUCUCGUUUUAUUGCUUCGGCAUCCUAAUUACAGCUCCCGUGUAUUUAUCUUUCUUCUCCCAAGGUGUAUCGUCCUUCGAUGUGAUAAUGAAUCGUUACGGCACCGAAGGCAUUAUAUGAUAACGAAAAAGAAAAACGGGAAAUGUAUCGCGUUCGGUCGGCGCGAUUCGCGCAUAUACGGCCGAUCUCUUCGUGUCGUACGAGCAACCUAAAUAUAGAGUGACACUGUGGCAUUAAUUUGUUGAAUGGAAAGAUAGGUGCGUUCAUGCUCGAGGGGGACCGAGCAUCAUUGUGGGGUAGAUCGCGACGGGGUACGGCAGAAAUCUCUGCAUCCGUGCGAGCUCUUCCUCAAAGUCGCGCUCGGCUAAGCGUUCGGCUCGCGUUGGAAAAAAAAAGGGGGUGACCCGAUCCCCCUUUCAGAAGUUCCGCAUUCUAUACUGAAGAUCUCGGAAGUGAUCUCGCACUUCCGGAAGAAGCGGAACAUUUAGCAGGAUGCCGAGAUAAGGACCAAGCGCGAGGAUAUUGACGGCGCAGGAAAUCCGCACAUAUUGGAGCGUAAUAAUUGCGUCGGCGCAACUAGAUAGGACGAGGUCGCGUUAGAAAAACUUGCUAUUACAGACGACAAUUAUCAAUCAGCCCUUCGCUCCUCCCUGUCACUUUCCACUUCACCGUCGAUUCAACGGCCGAGCCGUUCCGGCGUUUUAAUCAGAAAGAAGAGCGCAAGUUGCGACAGUUAGCGAGCCGGCUCUCCACUCGCCAGGUCGGCCUGUUAGGAUGAGGUGAGUUCUCCAAUUUCGAUCACGUCCCGCGAUUUCGUCGCCGCAACGAAUAAUGCCUUCAAGGGGAUCGACCGGCCGUCCCAAGGUAGACAGAUCCACCAGUCCUCUGCCGAGAAAACCGGCGGCGAGCCCCGUGAGUCCGGUGCAGGAGCUGAAGGCCCUCUUCUCCGAGCCAACCGCCAACAGAGCUGCCUCCAAUGGCGAGAAAGAGUCGGACUUCCGAUUCGAGGCAAUACAAUGCCUGCGACAAUCCUCGAUCAUCAUCAAGAGGCCCAAGGGGCUGCCGGAACGAGGGAACUGGAGCAGCAAGGUCGAAUUCAUUCUGUCCGUCGUGGGACUGGCCAUAGGUUUGGGGAAUCUGUGGCGAUUUCCGUACCUCUGUUACAAGAAUGGCGGCGGUGCUUUCAUGGUGCCCUAUUUCAUCGCGCUCGCGCUGGCCGGUAUACCGAUGUUCCUGAUGGAGCUGUCCCUGGGGCAGAUGCUGACGAUAGGUGGUCUGGGUGUUUUUAAAAUAGCACCGAUUUUCAAAGGCAUUGGAUACGCGACCUGCGUGCUUUCCUGCUGGACUAACAUAUAUUACAUCAUCAUCCUCGCUUGGGCGCUCUUCUACUUUCUGGUCUCCUUACGCGCCGAUGUACCCUGGAGAACCUGCGACAACUCGUGGAACACGCGCUUCUGCAUCACGCCCGACGAACGUCUGAACGUAUCGUGCUGGCAGGACGACAGCAACAUCAUAUGUGCCACGUCCCGCGGGAACUUGAGUCACAAAGUGCUGAAGGAUCCAGUCAAAGAAUUUUGGGAGAGGCGCACCCUGCAGAUUUCCUCGGGCAUCGAAGACGUUGGCAGUAUAAGAUGGGAACUGGCCGGCACGCUCGCGGUCGUGUGGAUUAUGUGCUACUUUUGCAUCUGGAAAGGCGUCAAAUGGACCGGCAAGGUCGUCUACUUCACGGCGCUCUUCCCGUACGCCUUGCUGGUGGUGCUGCUCGUGCGAGGCUUGACGCUUCCCGGCGCUGCGGAAGGUUUGAAGUAUUACGGUACACCGAAUCUCUCGAAACUCGGCGAUCCCGAGGUGUGGAUAGACGCGGUGACACAGAUAUUCUUCACUUACGCUCUCGGCCUAGGCGCACUGGUAGCCCUAGGCAGUUACAACAAAUUCAAUAAUAAUGUCUACAAAGAUGCUCUCAUCGUAUGCGGAGUGAACACCUGCACCAGCCUGCUCAGCGGCGUAGUCAUAUUUUCCGUAGUCGGUUUUAUGGCCCACGAGCAACAGAAACCAGUGGCCGACGUAGCCGCUUCUGGGCCCGGUUUGGCCUUCUUAGUUUAUCCAUCGGCGGUGCUUCAACUACCUGGCUCGUCAAUUUGGGCGAGUCUAUUCUUCUUUAUGCUCCUCCUCAUAGGGUUGGACAGUCAGUUCUGCACCAUGGAGGGCUUCAUCACUGCCGCCGUGGACGAGUGGCCGCGAAUACUCAGAAAACGGAAGGAACUGUUCAUCGCGAUCGUAUGCUUGAUCUCCUAUCUAAUCGGGCUUUUAUGCGUUACAGAAGGCGGUAUGUACGUGUUUCAACUCUUGGACACGUACGCCGUGAGCGGAUUCUGUUUACUCUUCCUGAUGUUCUUCGAGUGCAUCUCCGUCUCAUGGGCGUUCGGGGUGAACCGAUUUUACGACGGCAUACGGGACAUGAUAGGCUACUAUCCCUGCUUCUGGUGGAAGAUUUGCUGGACGUUUACCACGCCCACCAUUUGUGUGGGCGUUUUCAUCUUUAAUAUCAUCAAAUUCGUUCCUGUGAAAUACCUUACGUACGAAUUUCCGUGGUGGAGCCAUUUGCUGGGAUGGUUCGCGGGUCUUUCCUCGAUGUUGUGCAUUCCAGGUUACAUGAUCUACAUCUGGCUCGUUACACCCGGAACUACCUCAGAGAAAUAUCGGAAAUUGAUAAAAAUAGAAGACGAUGUUGCUGCCUUACGGAAGAAACUGAAUCCAAUCAAAGCCGCUGCCAUAGACACGGAGUUUGAACUAUAAAGUCGCAUCGUGCCUCCUUACAUAGAUUAUGCGGUGUGCGCGAUCAAGUAUAGAACGCGGGGGGGAAACUUUGAGCGCAAUGGAAUGUUUGCGAUUCAGAAUUACGUCAUAUUUCACUAGAAUAGCAUCAAGAUGAGGUAUCAUGUGCGUUUUACUCAUUUCGAGCGCAGUCUCGUCGAGAAAAAGCGAUGUUUAUUGAUUAAACUAAUCUAUUAUAUAUAUAUAUAUAUCUCUUAUAAUCUGCUUCCAACAUAUGAAAAGAAAACGAAACUAAUAAAAAUAUACUUUACAA